Messenger RNA from Fusarium sp. VM40, 1026 nucleotides. The record is from the annotation of a GenBank genome assembly. NCBI's taxonomy places the organism in Eukaryota, Fungi, Ascomycota, Sordariomycetes, Hypocreales, Nectriaceae.
AUGGCUUCCUCAGAAUCCAGCCCCUCCAAAGGGGUCAGCAAGGGAGCACCAAACCCGACUUCAAAGUCAACCCCCUAUGUCUCUGCGCUGGGCAUAGUAGGAGCAGCCAUUGGCACUAUGGGUGUCAUGUUCGCCCUCAUCAUUAGUAUCACAUCCAUAAUCUGGCCUUACGUGUCCGGGCCACAAGUAAACAAUCCUGACAUCAAACGAGGCCCGGGGCCCAAUUCUGUACUUCCUGUGCCAUGCCACUCACAUAACGACUACUGGAGGCCGAUGCCUUUCUAUUCUGCCAUCAAUGCCGGCUGUAUCGGAAUAGAAGCAGAUGUUUGGGCGGUCCAGAACGAGCUUUACGUCGGCCACGAUUUGGGCGGUCUAUCAACCGACCGAACUCUGACGGCCAUGUACAUUCGACCACUAAUGGAACUGCUCCAGUCUAAAAAUAUAGAUAGAGAUCCAAGUCUUCCACCUAGGGGCGUGUAUGGCCGCAAACCAGACCAGACAAUGGUCCUGCUGGUGGACUUGAAGUCAAAUCCCAACACGUCGUGGCCACUUUUGCUCGAACGACUUGAACCGCUUCGCCAAAAAGGGUGGUUGAGCCAUGUGCAUGAUGGCAAAUUCGUUCUGAGGCCCAUCACAGUGGUGGGAACUGGUGAUACUGAAGUUCGCUUGGUGAACGAAGAAACGCCUUCGCGUGACGUUUUCUUCGACGCGCCACUGGAUCAGUUGGAGGAAGGUCUCUAUGACAGUCUCAACUCGUACUAUACAAGCGUCUCGUUCGAAAAGUCGAUAGGUAAGGUCAGUUCCAAAGGGCUUAAGCUGGCGCAACUUGAGAAGCUACGGGGUCAGAUCUCUCAAGCCCAUAGCCGAGGUCUAAAGACAAGAUAUUGGGGUAUGCCAUAUUGGCCGUUGCAGGUUCGCAAUCAACUCAGAGAUAUCCUGAUCGAUGAAGGGGUUGAUGUUCUCAACGCGGAUGAUCUGUUGGAAGCAAGGGAGAUUUUUGCAAAAAGAGGGCACUUGACUGAGUAA